Drosophila ananassae is the source of this 1648-nucleotide messenger RNA. Its product is annotated as zinc finger protein OZF. Lineage: Eukaryota; Metazoa; Arthropoda; Insecta; Diptera; Drosophilidae. Gene Ontology annotation, molecular function: RNA polymerase II cis-regulatory region sequence-specific DNA binding; DNA-binding transcription factor activity. Gene Ontology annotation, biological process: regulation of transcription by RNA polymerase II. The transcript has 2 exons. Bases 145 to 1419 code for a protein of 424 amino acids. The record is from RefSeq and is a predicted model, not a curated record.
UUUGCGAUAUUUUCCAGCACUUCUUUUCGAUAACCUUGUUAUCACACUUGUCUAUUGACUGAUAUGUUUAUUUUUUGGAUUAUCUUCGAUUUUUGUGAAAACAAUUAGCUAAGAGCAUAUUCGAGGAUAAAAUCUAGUACCAGGAUGCUGAGGCACUGCUUGGCGAAUGUUGACUUUGCCCGGUUACAUGCGCAGCAGCAGCUGCAACCCAAAUGCGGCGAAAUCUUCUAUGAGCAAGAGGCUAACAGUUUCCAGCUCGUGUGUUUGCUUUGCGAAAUGAAGCACUUUGCCUUCGAGGAUUUCGCCCGGCACAUUCGGAACGUGCACUUCGACUCCCAAGGAAGACCGCUCACAGAAAUGGUCACUGCUGUUCGGCAGGAUAACCUGGUCAUUACCAAGACAGAGAUGCAGGUUGAAUAUCUGUCCGGUGGCGAGGAAGAACCUGAUCUGGAAGAGAGCAGUCCUCUGCGUGUAAUGGUCGUAGAGGAAAACCAGUCAGAGGAGGAUGAAGACACUUCCCAUGUGCUUUGGGAGCAAGUGGAAAGGCUCUCGCCCCACUCUGAAAGUAUGUCUAGCAAUUUGGAUGAUGAAAAUAUCUCCAGUUAUUCUUUUGAGAAAUCACACGGAGAGGAGGAGGACCUACCGCAGUCGGUUUUUAAGAAAAUGAAGCAGCGCCAACCAAAGGAUUACAAUUGCUCACACUGCAAUCGUAAGUACACAACCCAAAAGUACCUGAAUACCCACCUCCGGAUGAGCCAUCCGCACCCACAGGCUUUCAAAUGCGAUGUUUGCGGGGCCACUUUUGACGUGGACCGGGCUCUGGAGCAACACCGACGUAAGGAGCACACAGAAUUCGAGUGUAAAAUAUGCGCCAAAGUCUUUAAGAGCUCUCGCUCCCUUCUCCGUCACGUACAGGGUCAUUCGGGGAUUCGACAGUUUAAAUGCGAUUAUGAAAACUGCGGCAAGGCCUUCGUGAAUCAACACAAUCUCAACUCCCAUCGGCGCGUCCACAGCGAUGAGCGAAACUUCGUGUGCGAACUGUGUGGCUAUAGAUCCCGGUAUCGGGAGGCACUGAUAGUCCAUCGACGGACGCAUACAGGCGAAAAGCCUUUUGCGUGCCAGACCUGCUCCCGUUGCUUUGCCUCCAAGUCACUGCUGAACGAGCACCAGGCCAUGCACUCGACGGAUAAACCCUAUAAGUGCGACAAGUGCGAGGCAGCCUUCUCACGCCCCAAGGCUCUUUACCACCACAAGCACCUGCAUCUGGGAAUCAAGAAGUUCAAGUGCAAAGUCUGCGGAAACGCAUAUGCUCAGGCCGCCGGUCUCUCCGCUCACAUGCGAGCCCACAGGCUGCAAGCCCAAAAUACAGUCGAGUUGAGCCGCGAGGCGGGUUCCGUGGAGAUGCUUUUCACUUUCUGAAAUUUUCCAUUUCCCCCUCUUAUUCGCAAAAGUUUGUACAUUUGUGCCAAGAAUCUUAAGAGCAGGUUAGUAUUUAAGGAUAGGCAAGACUUACAUCAGUAUGGUUUAAAAAUCUGAAACUAUUUGUAAAAACACAAACAUUUAAAUUUAAAAGAAAUAACUAAGCUUCCGAUGCAAUUUAAAUAUAAACUUCCUACAGAAUACAAUGCAAUUUAAAUAUACAUUUUCU